Brugia malayi is the source of this 1005-nucleotide messenger RNA. RefSeq lists its product as uncharacterized. NCBI's taxonomy places the organism in Eukaryota, Metazoa, Nematoda, Chromadorea, Rhabditida, Onchocercidae. The coding region runs from base 1 to 1005 and encodes 334 amino acids. The transcript has 3 exons. The record is from RefSeq and is a predicted model, not a curated record.
AUGAUUCCAACUUUUUUUCGCGGUUUCUUUCAAUUAAUCCGUUUAGCUCUGAAUUUUGGCACAUCAACGAAAGAAACAAGUAACAUUGAUGAAAUUUAUCGCCAGUUGGAAAUGUUGCAACUUGAUUUUUCCAAUACGGAAGCAGUAUCCACUGCUUAUAUUUAUUUAGCUGAUCCUCAUAAAUUGCCGGUACCGGCUAGGAAUGCUAAUGAUAAUCCUAGCAGAAGGGAAUCUGAUGCAGAGAAUGAAAUAUCGCAGCAUUAUUUUCAUUGUGAAGGAACUAAUGAUGAACUGGAUCAGUUAAGCAAGAAGUAUGAAAUAGAUGAUAUGAGUAUUUCAUCUGAUUCUGAUUUUGAGGAAGCUCUGCAAAAUUAUUUUCAAUAUACUCCAAGGCCUAAAUCUGAGGUAAAAAUCGAGGAGAAUAAUGACAGUUCUAUUGAUUUUUCUGCUUCAUUAAAACAACAAAAUAUGGGCGAUGGAUUUGCCUUUACGGAGAAUUCCAAAUCUAAUAUAAGUUCUUUUCGGGAAGGAAAUUUCAGUUUGCAAAAUAUUACUGAAAAUAUCAACAUUAGCAAUAGCAAAAGUCCGAACACUGGAGAAAGCAAACAACGAAUAUUUAAUGAUCAUCUUGACGAAAGCAGUCCUGUUGAACAGUUCCGGAACACUUCGUUAGUAGCCAGUACUCCAUUAUCCACGAAAUCUAAUAAUGGAUAUCGACGUCAAAUGGUCAUGAUAAAAAGUGCUGUAAGAACAAAAGUUGAUGAAUUGAAACAACGAACCAUACUAAAUUUGUCUGUAUACAGUAAUGACUCAAUGAAUACUACAAAUUCCAGAGAUGAAACAAAAAAGCGUGAACAGUGUGCUAUUGCUAAGCAUAUUGCCCGUAUUCGGAAGUCUAGUGCAAAGCUUGGCUCAAGUAAAGAAGCCUUACCAUCCUUCAACAAUACUCGUUAUCAUAGUAUGUGUACAUCAUUUGGCAGCAGUGGUAGCACAAGCUUCAGUUAA